GCAAGAUGUAAAAACUGUAAGUGGUCCGCUGAAGAACGCUCAGUUCUUCCUGGGAUCUCGCUGCGUGCGCUCGCCUUUACGGAUGCGCCAUCCGUCCGUGCGACUAAUUAAUCGGUUUGACACUUAUCCGAGGAUCAUUAGCAAUCGCGAUCCCCCAAAAAAAAAAGAAAAUCAACGGCAGUACACCCAUUACCACCGCAUUAACCGCAUGCGAACUCUUGGCGGGUGAUGAAAUUCGUGGAAUUUGUUCUCUGUGUGUGAUAUAUUAUUGAUUUCUCAUCGGCAACUGAUUCAUCCGUCUAUAUACGGGAUAGAGUGAAGACGAGAGUGGAUCGUUUGCCCGAAACUAUUCGAACUGCGUGGGGCAUUUCACCAUCUCUUCAGAACACAAUGACGAAGGACCAGCAGGCCACGCCCAUUCCCGAGGAGCUGUACAAUCUCACCCAGCUGGCGGAGGUCACUCUGGCGGCGGGUCCCUUGAUCACAGCCGAGGCCAAGCCACCGGCCAGCAGUCUUUAUGCCUCCUCGGAUGACGAGUCCAACUACUACAGCCACAAGGUGUUCGAUCGCAGGAAACUGCGCCGCUGCACCAUCUCCGACUCGAAUUCCUGCACCAGCAGCAGCAGUGCCAGUUCCACCUCCAGCCUGCAGUCCACGGAGGAUCAUCUGGGUCUGGGUCUCCAGGGGCAUUCAUCCGAGCACCAUCAUCAUGCGGAGCAGGGCGAGAUUCCCAACAGCACUUCGCUGCUGGAGGACGAGCACAUCUGCCCCGAGUGCGGCAAGAAAUAUUCCACAUCCUCGAACCUAGCUCGUCAUAGACAAACUCACAGGUCAAUCAUGGACAAGAAGGCGCGUCACUGUCCCUACUGCGAGAAGGUAUACGUUUCGAUGCCCGCGUACUCGAUGCACGUGAGGACGCACAACCAGGGCUGCGAGUGCCAGUUCUGCGGCAAGCGCUUCUCGAGGCCCUGGCUCCUGCAGGGCCACAUCCGCACCCACACCGGCGAGAAGCCCUUCAAGUGCGGCGUCUGCGAGAAGGCCUUCGCCGACAAGAGCAACCUGCGUGCCCACAUCCAGACCCAUUCGAACACCAAGCCCCACACCUGUGCCCGUUGCGGCAAGGCCUUUGCCCUCAAGUCCUACCUGUACAAGCACGAGGAGUCCUCGUGCAUGAAGAACCGCGCGGGGGUCUCGGGAUCGACUGCGGGUACGGGUUCGGCCUCAAGUAACCGACCUCCCACAUCGCCCAAGAGACAGCAGUUGGAGGUGGGCAGCGGUGGCACUUCAUCGUUGGGCACUGGAUCACCUUCCACUGUGUGUGCUGCUCCCGACUCGGCCAAAUCCACACUGGCCAACAAGCUGCUGCAGAAGGAAAAGGAUCGCAGGCAGGCGGCCCUGGCCUUUCAGGGCUAUCCAGCUGGCUCAGAAGUAACUGCUUACAGCCACUCUGCUUCCGCUUUGGAGGAGUACGAGAAGUUCAAGCGGAUCAACGUUAUCCAGCCGACGGUGCUGCCUCAUAGAAUACCCAGUAUCUACCAGGAGCUGCAUCCCAGUAACCACCUGCCGCUGCCUUUGCCGUUGGCCUUGCCCUACCACUUUCCGAACCAAACUGGAAACCCUCAAGGGGGUAUUACCGCCUCCACGCAGGAACAGCCUGUUGACUUUUCGCCCAAGAACAACUUUACACACUCGGCCAAGACGAGUCCCUUCGAGCUGACUGGGAACUAUGCCAUGGUGGCAUAGGAGAUCCCGAUCCCCAAAACGAGGACACCAAGCAAAAGACACCGGAGAGAGCAAGAGCACGAGCACUACCUAAAACCAAUUCGAGGAGACGUUUUUUGAAAACCCACUAAAUGUCAAAAACUAAAACCAAAGUAGAGCUGGAAAAAU
Molecule: messenger RNA, 1890 nt
Organism: Drosophila takahashii
Lineage: Eukaryota; Metazoa; Arthropoda; Insecta; Diptera; Drosophilidae
Gene: Kah
Product: Kahuli
Biological process (GO): regulation of DNA-templated transcription
Molecular function (GO): RNA polymerase II cis-regulatory region sequence-specific DNA binding; DNA-binding transcription factor activity, RNA polymerase II-specific
Source: RefSeq, a predicted model, not a curated record